AUGAAGGACUUGAAGACGAGACUAAACGAGAUGAAGAAGAAGUACUCGCGGAAGGGCGACGAUGCCGAGAAGACUGCCGAAGAGAACAACAGGGGCGUCAGUGUGGUAAGCUACACGAUUUAAACUUUAAAAACAGGGCUGUCAAUGUAGUAAAGUUUAAAAUUUAAAGAGUUCUCUUAUAAAAUGUGUUUAAAAAUGGCAAUUUCUGAGUAUGAAUAUUCAAAUAUACUGCAAAUACCGAAAUGUACCUUCAAACACUUACAUUGUAAUGACUUUUCAUUACUUGAUGACUUCAGAAGGAAAAACGCAAACGACGAACUACAGCUUCUGCCAAACGUCGUUCUGGAGCGACUACACAAGAUGUCACUGAAACCGUAGAUAGUAGUACCAAGGUGAAGAGAACCAGCUCUGCGUAGGUUGAUUUAACUUUUGGUGACACUUUUAAUAUAACAUGUCAUAUUAUGUCAUUAUAAAAAUGGCAAAAAGGUCUGAAGCUUAAACUUUCAAAUUGUUGGAUUAAGUAUUACUGUAACUGUCAUUCUUUAUUAAAGCUUUAUUUUCAGCGACAAAUCACAGAAAAGGAGCAGAAAGUAAGUUAAAACUUCAUAAUAUUAGAAUGUUAUAUUACAAAGUGAGAGAUAAUAUUGAAGGUAUGGUAACAUACCAAGCUUUUAACCACGGUAACUAACAACUCUUGUUAUCUAGGAAAAAAGCGACAAAAGAAGAAGGUAAUGUGUCAGUGAAGGAGAAACGAAAGCCUAAAGACAAUCACGAGAAGCCCGAGAAGGACAAGGAGGAGAUCAUCCCUGAUAAGAACGGCUACGUCACCUGGCUACUGGACAAAGACAUGCCUGGGCUGAAGAAGGAGUUCCAGGAACUGGCUACUGAAAACGUUAACCCAAGUGCUACAGCAGGACUAGACGGCGACAAUGCCUCCAAAAAUAGGUACAAGGUUAGUUACCGUAGUCAAAUGUCCUAUAUACGGUCAGUAAAUACAAUUGUUAGUAACACUGCAUCUGUUAUAGUAAAAACUCAGAGAUUGUACCAUUUUACCAGUUGUCAUCAUGUUCUACAUUGUACUUCAUACUAAAGUAUUUAGACAGUCCAAUGUAUCGAAGAAAGCCGUGUAAAACUAUCUGAUGGAGGCUACUACAACGCCAAUUCUGUAGAUUCGAAGUUUAUACUGGCACAGUCUCCACUAGCAUCUACAGUAGCCAACUUCUGGGAUCUAGCUCAAACUGAAGGUGUCGAUGUGGUAAGUUGGUAUUGCUAUUGCAUUUGUUAUUACUUUAUAUGAUGAUAAUCUUACUAUGACUAUGUGAUAUUGUAAAGUAAAAUGACUUCAGAUUGUACAAAUGACUCCAUGCGACGACGGGAAGAAGUGUGGUACAUAUUACAAGCCUGGAGAGAGUGGGGAGUUCGGAGGGAUCAAAGUGGCGACAACCAAGGUAAAUUCCCUAAACUUAUUGACUGAAAUCUAUUUAAAACAGUUAUCGAUUGAACACCCAAUUAAAACAUUAUACAUAGAACGCAUUACUGUAACCUUGACUUGCAGCCAGAUGCCAUUGCAUCAGACGAUCAGAACGUCCAAGUGUCAGUGAUAAAAGCAGAAACCCCUAAGGGCGAGGUCAACGCCAAACACAUCUUCUGGAGCAACUUCCCCGUCGUCGGAUUUCCAGAAGCCUCAAGUGCCGUUUUUCAUAUAUGGAGAGCGACCAGACACGCCAAAAAGGUACUGGUACACUGUGCUUGUGGCUCUGGUCGAAGCGCCGUUGUUGUUCUAGGUUGUCAAGGAAUCGACCGACUGUACGCUGGUCAAGAAGUCGCUCUGCUCAAGUUGGCCAAGGAGCUCAGGCAGAAACGGCAUCUGGCUAUAAAAUGUGAAAUGGUAAAGAGAUAUGAGUAUUACCUAAAUUACCAAAUUGCUCUCCUUUCAGUCAAAGUUGACUUGUUUUUUUAUUAUUUCAAGCAGUUUUAUCGUUAAACUAUUAAAAAUUUUGUAAUAAAAAAUUAUAUAACAAUCAUUAACCAUCCAUAGAAAGACUUAAAAUUAACUAAUAACCUUUCAGCACUACAUUUACACUGCCCGGAUUCUGUUGUUCACACUGAUGAAGUCGAAUUCAGUAGAAAUGAGUCAGAACUUGCUGAUGUUCAUCGACGACUACGACUCUUACGCCAAGAAAUAUGCAAAUGAAGAAAAGGAAAAGAGGAAAAAGGCACCCAAGUACGAUGCCGGAGAAUGUUCCGAAGACUGA
This is a messenger RNA of Bursaphelenchus okinawaensis, 2255 nucleotides long. The record is from the annotation of a GenBank genome assembly. Lineage: Eukaryota; Metazoa; Nematoda; Chromadorea; Rhabditida; Aphelenchoididae.